Molecule: messenger RNA, 730 nt
Organism: Neltuma alba
Lineage: Eukaryota; Viridiplantae; Streptophyta; Magnoliopsida; Fabales; Fabaceae
Exons: 2
Coding region: 119-553 (144 amino acids)
Source: RefSeq, a predicted model, not a curated record
UGAAUCAAAAUUCCCAAAUCCGAAGAAACGGAGCCACUAGGGUUAGGGUUUCACUUGGACGCCUUUGAUCGAUCAAUCGAUUUCAUCCUCAAUCUCUGGAAUCCUGUUGCUUGAAGCCAUGGCAACGCCUGCGACGACGAAGAGAAAGCCAGUAUUUAUCAAGGUGGAUCAGCUAAAACCCGGUACAAAUGGCCACACGUUGACCGUGAAGGUGAUCAGCUCUAAUCCAGUGAAGACUGUCAACAACAAGGGCAGUCGAUCGUCAAUGGUCCUUGGGCGGCCUGCUCGUCCCACACUCAUCGCUGAGUGUCUUGUAGGUGAUGAGACUGGCACCAUCAUUUUCACAGCUCGCAACGAACAGGUGGAUAUGAUGAAGCCAGGCGCCACCUUGAUUUUGCGAAACGCAAAGAUUGACAUGUUCAAGGGCUCGAUGAGGCUUGCAGUUGAUAAAUGGGGACGUGUUGAAGUAACCGAGCCAGCAAAAUUUGAGGUCAAAGAGGAUAACAAUCUUUCUUUAGUGGAAUAUGAACUAGUUAAUGUUGGUGAGGAGUAAUUUUAGCGUCAGGAAGCGAAUGCUUUGUAUUAAGGGAGAGUUUCUAUCUUUUUCACGUGGCCAUUGAACUAUUAACUGCAGCACAGUAUUCAUUUGGCACAGCCAUGACUGUUCAGCCUUGAAAUUUCUGUAGUAAAAGUAAAAUUUAUCUUUCAGUGAGCAAAUACAGUUGCCUAA